Messenger RNA from Amaranthus tricolor (Joseph's coat), 880 nucleotides. Its product is annotated as thioredoxin M3, chloroplastic. Gene Ontology annotation, molecular function: oxidoreductase activity, acting on a sulfur group of donors, disulfide as acceptor. Bases 162 to 692 code for a protein of 176 amino acids. NCBI's taxonomy places the organism in Eukaryota, Viridiplantae, Streptophyta, Magnoliopsida, Caryophyllales, Amaranthaceae. The record is from RefSeq and is a predicted model, not a curated record. The transcript has 3 exons. Gene Ontology annotation, cellular component: cytoplasm.
GAUUCCAUCACGGCUAUUAGCCAAUGCCAUGCCAAUAUAAAUGGAAAGAUCCAUCUGCCUUCUGACAAAUUUUCACUUACCAGUUAGCAUACAGCACUAUUUCAAUACAAUUCUACAAUUCCAAUUCCAAAUUCCAUUUGUCUAACUCAUCAUCAUUCAUCAUGGCAUCAACAGCCUCUAUGGCCCUAAUGUCAUAUUCUGAUUGCUGCCGGGGCUUCCAGCAAUGCAGGGGUGUAUUUGCAGUUAAAUGUAGAAGCUCUGUAGCAUUAUCAUUGCCAUCCAUGCCCUUUCACUCUCUAUCCCAGCAAAAUCGCUCUGGAUUUCUCAGAGUAACACCACGACCUCUAGUUGUUUGCGCUCUCCAACCUAAGACUCCAACAGUAACACAAAAAUCAUGGGACAAACUAGUUCUGAAGAAUGAAUCUCCUGUUCUUGUUGAGUUCUAUGCGAGUUGGUGUGGGCCCUGUAAUAUGGUUCAUCGAGUGAUUGAUGAAAUUGCCGAAGAGUACAAGGGAAAACUCGAGUGCUAUGUGCUCAACACCGACAAUGAUUCGAUGAUAACCAAGGAAUACGAUAUCAAAGCUGUUCCUGUGGUUAUUCUGUUCAAGAACGGAAAAAUUCAAAAUUCUAUCGCUGGUACGAUGCCAAAAGAAUUCUAUGUGGAUGCCAUCGACGAAAUGUUGGCUUCUUAGUUCUUAAAAUGCAUUAACAUCUCUUUAGUCAGGUUCUUCUACUUGUAUGUUGAAGUAUAUUAGACAAUAUCAAAUCUUAGUUGUCCAACCAAUUUUGUUGGUGGAAAUGAAUAGCAGAUUGUUCUAUUAGACAAAACUUCAAGGAAAUGUGGAAAUUAUAUUGAAGUAUUGUUUGUUUGACUUUGUAA